GUUUCCCGAAGAUUGUUCUACAGAUCAGACGUCAGAUAUUUUUCUGACGUGUUUAGCACGGACAGUAGCGACGAGGAAGAACCACCAGUCAGUCCCAAACAAAAAGAGGAUGACGAACCAGCCAUUUCUUGCAUUUGUAGUUCAAGGGCUACGAAGAAGAUGAUCGGGUGCGAUUCGGGGGAUUGUGCGAUCGAGUGGUUUCAUUACAGGUGUGUGGGCUUCACUUCUAAAACUCUACUGGCCGGUCAGUGGAUGUGUGACUGAUGUCGUCUAGAAUCGAAAAGUGUACCUGUACAGCCGGAAGCUGAGAAAGCCACACCCAAAAAAAACAGAAAGCAAGCUGCCUCCAAAAAGAAGUCGAAGGAAGUAGAGAAUUUAUAGAAGAGAUAAAAAAUCAAGAUGUCACAAGGAGAUACUACAGAGGCUCGGUUUCUUCACCUCUUGCAGCCAAUCAGGGACCUGACAAAGAACUGGGAGGUUGAUAUCGCGUCCCAGUUGGAGGACUAUCUCACUGAGAUCGAGGAGAUUCGAAUCACAUUUGAUGGAGGGUCGACGUCGAUGAACUUUGCCGAGGCCGCGCUUCUCAUUCAGGGAUCAGCUUGUAUUUACAGCAAGAAGGUGGAAUAUCUCUAUGCGCUGGUUUAUCAGACCCUGGACCUGCUCUCUAGCAAAAAGAAGUUGCAGCAGCAGUCGUCACUUGAUGAUGAGGGGAAGGACAAAGAUGCCUCAUUUGCAUAUCAAAAGAAUGCUGAAGAAUUUUUAUCCCUUGAUGAUAUCCAGAUAGCCAAGAACAUAGAUCUACAUGUGAAGGAGUCGGAUAUUAACGAGAACUUGGUGAGGAUUGUACCACGGACUCCGCUGUCAUUAUUGAAAAUGGAUGGGCCUGAUGACAUUCCACUCAAAGAUGCCAAGGGGGAGGUUUUAGGCAAGAUGGCUGAUUUCCGGUUGCUGACAUCCGUUAUACAUGGAUCGGGAGCUCUAUUGUUGGACAUGUCUCAUAUGUCGCUACUAGAGGCAUCAAUGAGAAGGUUGCCGAUGUCAACCCCUCUGCCACACCUUGAAGGGGCAGGUAACGAUAACGAUUUCAAUGAAUGGCCUGUCAAUCGACAGCAACCGGAAGCUGAAGGACCUGAGCCACCCAUUAACCACGAUGCUAGCAUGAGUGUUGAUGACGUCGAUAUGGCCGAUUUACCGGAGACGUCAUUUACGGACGAGCCCCAACCUGAAGCAAAUAGGAUGGAAACGCGACGUGAGCUCAGACCAAAGCCACUCAGGUUACGGCCGCCGGUUCAAACAGUUGACCCCUGGAUCACCCUGGACCCUCAUGAGGCUAAAUCCCUUCCAGAAAAACCCUUCAAGAAAGGCAAACCAUUUAAGAUACCAGCCUCAAUACUGGGUACAAGCAGUAAGAAAAGAAAACGGAAGACGACAUCACCAGAGAAACCCCCGUCACAAUCCCUGACUCCCAUCAGUCAGUUCAUCUCCAAAGCAUAUUAUUCCCACGCAUCCAAGUUUCCAAACAGCGCCCUCAAGAGGCCACUAUUUCCCGAGUUUGAUAACUUAUACUACGUUGAGUUUAAAAGACAGCAGACAGCCCGCAGGAAAGAAAAAGAGCUCCUGGCCCGGGAAGGUAAAUUAGAAGAGCUGGCAGAACGAGAGGCGGAAGAUGAGAAUGAUUUCAAUCCGAUCCCAGACCCAGGGGCCAUGGAAGGAGGAAUGGAAGAUUUCGGGGGAGCUGAAGAUGAUGAUGUCGACAAUGAGGGCGGUGUUGGUUUUGAUUGUGCGUAUGGUGUAGAAGACAGACCUGCUGAAGAAUUCCCAAGCACGCAGGAGAUUGUAACGAGUUAUGAAGAGCUGGUGCGAAAACAUGUGGAAGCAUACAUGACUAGUGCUCAGCAGUUCACCCAAGUGACCGAGUUGGCUCAGCGUGUCGGACGGUGGGAGGAUAGAAUCACCCCUAUACUUAACCGAGAGGAAAAGUUUGGUUUCUUUGACAUCCAUGACUACGGGACGAUCGUGAUCAACCGCCUCGAGGAAGUUCAGCAGAAAGAGAAGACGUCAAAUCAAUCCAUCCCGUUCAGUAAGCUCGUUGAAGAUCAACGGGCCCACGAUAUCAGCCGACUCUUCCUGGCAACGCUUCAACUGGCUAAUGCAUACAACAUUGAAAUCAGCACCGAAGGCGAGGACAACUCCAUGGACACGCUAGCGCUGAAGCUACUCAACAAGAAACGACAUAACGAGGAGCUUCAGGAGUAUAGAGCGCCCUCUGUUGACAAGUAGUUGUCAUCCAUCAACGGAAACCAACGUGCCAUUCCAAUCCGGCCUGUAUGCUUUCGUUUUUGAAAGGGCAAAGGCAUCAAGGACUUUUCCUCUUGGUAAAGGGCAUUCUAUCCUAUGAGGAUAUGGUAAAUUUCUGCUGGAUCAUUUCAAGGGCACCAAGGCAAUGACCAGGGGACAUGGAGGCAAUCGCCUUCGUUGUCUCCAUAUCAGGCCUGCCAAUCUUUUUUUGAAGAGAGAACCGAUUUCAGCAGGAAUCCUUGAAUCAACAAGUCUAGACUCAGCUCUGGCAUUUUGAGACGGUUUGCUUUUUCAACACUGGCUUUAAGACUGUGCGAACUGUCAAGACCAGUGCCUAAUUUCAUAGAGCUGCUUAGCACAAAAAUUUGCUUAGCAUGAAAUUUCUACCACGAUAAAAACAGGA
This is a messenger RNA of Asterias rubens (European starfish), 2701 nucleotides long. RefSeq names its product condensin-2 complex subunit H2-like. Gene Ontology annotation, cellular component: condensin complex; nucleus. Gene Ontology annotation, biological process: mitotic sister chromatid separation; meiotic chromosome condensation. The transcript is spliced from 18 exons. The coding region runs from base 400 to 2280 and encodes 626 amino acids. The record is from RefSeq and is a predicted model, not a curated record. Lineage: Eukaryota; Metazoa; Echinodermata; Asteroidea; Forcipulatida; Asteriidae. Gene Ontology annotation, molecular function: chromatin binding.